AUGGCAAGUUCUGAAGAAAAAAAAGUGCCACUCAAUGAAGCCGUUCGAUCGGCAUCGGAAGCAAUGAAUCGUCAUGACGAUGACAUUCGUUCUUUACAAAAAAACGUUACUUCUCUUCAAACUCAACUUCAAACAAGUCUUGACAAACUAGACAAACGGCUUGCCAACGACCUACGCACACUCCGUCAUGAAAUAGCCACAAUUCGACAAAGCUUGGUUCAAGAAGGUUCACAAGCAAAUACGUCCACACCAGCUACUGACGAUGUUUCUGAACAACCCACACAUCAACCCUUCACCUUCACGACUUCUGAUGAUGCUCGAGCUGCACUAAUACCAUCUGCUCCGAACACAAUUAUUGUUCCACCAAUCUCGUCUUUUCCAACAUUCUCUGGUAAACCAACUGAUCGACCACGACAGUUUUUAUUACGUGUGGGAAAAUAUACUCGAACUGUCAACAAAUGGUCAACUACUACUCUACUUAAAGGUAUUUCACAAUUCCUAAAAGAUUCUGCAUUAGAAUGGUAUUGUCAACUACACGUUACGAACACUUUACCUACAGAUUGGGAACAAUUUGUGACUCGCUUCCUUGCUCAAUUUCACUCACCUAUUCGAAUCGCUCAACAAGAACAUGAAUGGGAUGAAUGUAAACAAACUGAAAAUGAAACCAUCAAUGAAUUUGUCGUUCGAUUACGGUCCAUUUGGUUCGAACAAAAACCGGACGAGAUAAAAUCUGAUUUUAUCAAACAUUUAUUUUGCAAAAUGCGACCAGAUAUGUUAACACUCAUGAAUGCUACUCGAUCAGCCUCAUUAGAUUUCAUGCGUUAUAGCGUUUUCCGGGAAAUUCAUUUUUGA
Adineta ricciae is the source of this 852-nucleotide messenger RNA. The record is from the annotation of a GenBank genome assembly. Lineage: Eukaryota; Metazoa; Rotifera; Eurotatoria; Adinetida; Adinetidae.